ACGUCAAAGUUCAGUUUUGUAUUCAAUUCUCUACUCUUAGCACCACAAAAACACACAGAAGCACACAGCGAAGUGAAGCCUUCAGGAUGCAAGCGAUAGUUACGGUGGUCUCAGUGGCUUGCCUGCUGGUCAGUCCAACACUGGCUGGCAUCAAAGACCUUGCUUGGCACUUUGAGGAUCCUAACCCAGACCCGAGGGGUAUUCAAGCUCAGGGUGCUGGGGAUAUGGAAGCUAUCCCCUUGGAGUUCCACAAAGAAAACACUAUUACCAACGAUCUGGUUUUCGAUGGCUUUGAGGACGAAGAUUACAUAGAUUUUGAUAAAAUUCUAUCAGCGGGCAGUGACGACUACAUUGAGGGGGAUGAAAUUGAUGAAAUUGCCACUCCUGCACCUGACAUCGACAUAUUCGCUGAACCCUCCGACCCAAAGAUACGCCGUGCCAGACUCCUGCGGCUCUUCCACGGUCGUUCCCGCCUCCAACGCCUCAACAUAAUCAACGCCCGCUUCGGCUUUAACCUGUAUCGAAGUCUGCGUAAUGAUGUCAACCAGACUGACAACAUCCUGCUUGCGCCAGCUGGGAUCUCCAUCGCAAUGGGGAUGAUGUCUUUGGGAGGUGCAAGUGGAACCCACGAUCAACUCUAUAAGGUUCUGGGAUUUGCUGAUUUUGUCAAUGCCAGCAGGCACUAUGACAAUACAACAGUGCAUAAGCUCUUCAGGAAAUUGACCCACAGGUUAUUCCGAAGAAACUUUGGCUACACGCUGCGCUCCGUGAACGAUGUGUACGUAAAGAAGGACAUCUCAGUGAAAGAUGCUUUCCGUACAGAGACAAAGGCAUAUUAUUUUGCAGAGCCACAGUCGGUGGACUUUAGUGAUCCUUCAUUUUUGACCAAGGCAAACAGACGCAUCCUAAAGAUCACAAAGGGGUUAAUCCAGGAGCCACUUAAGAGUGUUGAUCCAAAUAUGGUCCUGAUGUUGCUAAACUACCUCUACUUCAAAGGCACAUGGGAACAGAAAUUUCCCAAAGAGAUGACCCAUUAUCGAAACUUCAGAGUGAAUGAAAAGACAAAUGUACGAGUGCCGAUGAUGACCAACAAGGGAAACUACUUGGCCGCUGCUGACCAUGAACUUGACUGUGACGUCCUACAGCUACCGUACUCAGGAGACAUCAGCAUGCUCAUCGCUUUGCCAAGGAAGAUAACCGGCAUGAGAACUUUGGAACAAGAGAUCUCGCCCACAGUGGUCAACAAGUGGCUCCAAAACAUGACCAACAGGACUCGUGAGGUGGUGAUACCUCGUUUCAAACUGGAGCAGAACUACGACUUGGUAGUCAAUUUGAAGGAGAUGGGGCUCACUGACUUGUUCCAGGACAGUGCAGACUUCUCUGGAAUGACCUCAGAUAAGGUUGCCAUGAACUGGCUGAAGCACCAGGGGACCAUCACAGUGAAUGAGGAAGGCACAGAGGCUGCUGCUCUGACCCAGGUGGGAUUCAUGCCUCUGUCCUCCCAGAUCCGCUUUGUUGUAGAUCAUCCCUUCCUCUUCCUCAUUUACGAGCGCCGCACGCAGUGCUUUGUGUUCAUGGGCCGGGUGGUCAAUCCGGCACAGAACUAAAAUUUGAAUAAUGCAUUUCAACUGUUCCCUACAAUUUCAAUGUCAUAGGAGCUUGAAUGUGUUUUAUUACACUUUAUUGGUGCAAAAUGAGAAAGCAAUGAGAAGCAAUAAUCCUUUAUGUCCGUGUGUUGUUUUACUAAACACUGAGCUUGUCCAAAUGAGUCAAUGGAUGUUAUCCUGUCUGUUAAUGUUUUAACUCUUUUUUUUUUUUUGCAAUGUUUUUUUGGCGAUAUGUACUUUGGUGACCUUCAAGGGCUUACCGCUGUACUGAUUGCAGAGGAACUAAUAAGAACUUAAUACAAAAAGAACUAAUAAAACAUUUUAAAUAACAA
This is a messenger RNA of Entelurus aequoreus (snake pipefish), 1939 nucleotides long. It is a transcript of the gene serpind1, whose product is annotated as serpin peptidase inhibitor, clade D (heparin cofactor), member 1. Lineage: Eukaryota; Metazoa; Chordata; Actinopteri; Syngnathiformes; Syngnathidae. Gene Ontology annotation, biological process: blood coagulation; negative regulation of endopeptidase activity. Gene Ontology annotation, molecular function: serine-type endopeptidase inhibitor activity. The transcript has 7 exons. The coding region runs from base 87 to 1607 and encodes 506 amino acids. The record is from RefSeq and is a predicted model, not a curated record.